Calypte anna (Anna's hummingbird) is the source of this 4316-nucleotide messenger RNA. RefSeq names its product ALK receptor tyrosine kinase (gene ALK). NCBI's taxonomy places the organism in Eukaryota, Metazoa, Chordata, Aves, Apodiformes, Trochilidae. Gene Ontology annotation, biological process: regulation of cell population proliferation; regulation of neuron differentiation; multicellular organism development. Gene Ontology annotation, cellular component: membrane; signaling receptor complex. The record is from RefSeq and is a predicted model, not a curated record. Gene Ontology annotation, molecular function: protein binding; ATP binding; transmembrane receptor protein tyrosine kinase activity.
AUGCCAGGGACAUCAGGAAGAUGUGAUGGCAUUGAAAUCUUCCAUGCAUGCAUGUUUCACUGCAAUUUUGAAUCUCCUUGUGAGCUGGAAUAUUCCCUUACCUCAAGAGAUGAGGAAACCCCCAGCAAUGCCUGGCUCAGACUGAGUGCAGAGGAGAUCUCACAGCUAAACAUCCCCGAUGGGCCAGAGAGAGAUCACUCUGAGAAUACACCCAAAGGUUCAUUUCUGUUUCUCAAUGCAUCUGAGAGGCCAAGCCCCGUCAUCCUGAGCCCUUGGCUGAGAAGCAGCAGUGACCAAUGCAUAGUUCAAGUGGCUGUUUAUAAGUUUUACCAGCAGAGUGGAGAAUAUAUUGCUCGUGUCCUUCCCAUUGAUGAAAGCAGCAUUGAAAUCUUAUCAGUGGAGAGUUCGGAGAAACUAGGCUGGGUUGUUGCUUCAAAGGAGAGUUGGACAUCUAGAAAACCAUUUCGGAUCUCACUGGAGUACCUUGCUAAUGGGAACAGCAUAGCAGCUGUGGAUUCCUUUGCAAUGAAGAACUGCAGUACAGGAUAUGCUUCUGGCUCAAAAAUGGCUCUGGAAGGUUCCUUCAGCUGCUGGAAUGGAACAGCAAUCAGACUGGGGCAGGCAUGCGACUUCAUCAGGGACUGCACCAAAGGAGAAGAUGAGGGAGAGAUAUGCAAAAAUCUUCCUUCUGGCUUUUAUUGCUCUUUUGAAGAAGGAGACUGUGGAUGGAUGCAGGGCUCUUCCCCAUCCCAUCCUUCUCCAUGGCGGAUUGGAAGCCCAGACCACAACCAGUUUCCUCCAGGAGAAGGUUGUGCACUCCUCCUUAACACCAGCAAAGUACCAGCAGUAGCAAACACUGUCAUGACCAGCACUGCGUUUCCAGCUCCUUUGAGGAAUUCCCCCUGCAAGCUACGAAUGUCAUGGCUCAUCCAUGGUGUCUUGCUGGGAAAUAUCUCUCUGGUGCUGGUCAAGAACAAGACAGGAAAAGAAGAGAGACAGACUUUCUGGCAUUCCAAUAACAGCAAAGCUUCAGGAAUAUGGCAGUGGAUCAUCUUGCCUCUCCCAGAUAUACUGGAUAGGUUUUGGUUUCAGAUCAUUGCUUCAUGGGAAGAAGGAUCUGAUGCCAUUGUUGCUUUUGACAAUGUCUCCCUUAGUCUGGACUGUUAUUUAACAAUCAAUGGAGAGAAGAUAUCUCAAAGAACCACUCUAGACUCAAGCAAUUUGGUCACCAAUAGAGGUGGCCAGAAGAAGUUUGGAUGGGAACAAAAACUCCUGGGAAAUCUCCAAACCAACACUGCCCCAAUUUCUGGUUCAGCAGAUCACUGGUUAUUCACAACAUGUGGUGCCAGCGGACCCUAUGGCCCCACUCAGAGCCAAUGCAACAAUGCCUACAGGAACUCCAACCUCAGCGUGAUGGUGGGAGCUGAAGGGAUUCUCCAAGGCAUUCAGAUCUGGAGAGUACCAGCAACCAACACAUACAGCAUCUCAGGCUAUGGAGCUGCUGGUGGGAAAGGAGGGAAAAACACCAUGGUGCGGUCCCAUGGAGUGUCUGUGCUGGGAAUUUUUGACCUCCAGAAGGAUGAUACUUUGUAUAUCUUGGUGGGACAGCAAGGCGAAGAUGCUUGUCCCAGUACUAAUGAAGUUAUACAGAAAGUCUGCAUUGGAGAGAACAAUGUGAUUGAAGAAGAGAUACGUGUGAACAGAAGUGUCAAUGAGUGGGCAGGAGGAGGUGGAGGUGGAGGAGGUGCAACUUACAUAUUUAAGAUGGAGAAUGGAGAACCAGUCCCCUUGAUAAUUGCAGCAGGAGGUGGUGGCAGGGCCUACAGGGCCAAAACAGACAUGUUUCAUCCAGAAAGGCUGGAGAAUGAUUCCUCCAUUCCAGGGUUGAAUGGAAAUUCAGGAGCUGCAGGUGGUGGAGGUGGCUGGGAUGAUAACACUUCCUUCCUGUGGUCAGGAAAAUCCUUGUUGGAAGGUGCUACUGGUGGAAGAUCCUGCCCCCAGGCCAUGAAGAAGUGGGGGUGGGAGACAAGAGGGGGUUUCGGAGGGGGUGGAGGGGGGUGCUCCUCAGGUGGAGGAGGCGGAGGAUAUAUAGGUGGCAAUGCUGCAGUGGACAAUGACCCAGAGAUGGAUGGGGAGGAUGGUGUGUCCUUUAUUAAUCCAAUUGGUAUUUUAUACACUCCAGCACUUAAAGUGACAGAGGGGCAUGGAGAGGUGGAUAUUAGGCUGCAUCUUAACUGCAGUCACUGUGAGAUGGACGAGUGCCAUGUUGAUCUUGAGACUCAGAAAGUCAUUUGCUUUUGUGAGCCAGGCACAGAGUUGGCUGAGGAUGGUGUGUCUUGCAUAGCUGAGCCAGUGGUUCAUCUCCCUCUCUCCUUGGUCUUGUCUGUAGUGACAUCAGCAUUGGUGGCUGCUUUGAUUUUGGCUUUUUCAGGAAUCAUGAUAGUGUAUCGUCGGAAGCAUCAGGAGCUGCAAGCCAUGCAGAUGGAGUUACAGAGCCCAGAAUAUAAACUGAGCAAGCUGCGUACCUCCACUAUCAUGACAGACUACAAUCCCAACUACUGCUUUGCAGGAAAGACCACAUCUGUUAGUGACCUCAAAGAGGUGCCUCGAAAAAAUAUCUCCCUCAUCCGGGGUUUGGGCCACGGAGCCUUUGGUGAGGUAUAUGAAGGUCAGGUGGCAGGGAUCCCCAGCGACCCCACUCCUUUGCAGGUGGCUGUGAAAACACUGCCAGAAGUGUGUUCAGAGCAAGAUGAGCUGGAUUUCCUCAUGGAAGCUCUCAUUAUUAGCAAGUUCAACCACCAGAAUAUUGUGCGCUGUAUCGGGGUGAGCUUGCAGGCACUGCCUCGUUUCAUCCUGCUGGAGCUCAUGGCUGGAGGUGACCUGAAGUCAUUCCUGAGAGAGACACGGCCUAGACCGAAUCAGCCCUCCUCCCUUUCCAUGCUGGACUUGCUCCACGUGGCUCGUGACAUUGCUUGUGGGUGUCAGUACCUGGAGGAGAAUCACUUCAUUCACAGGGAUAUUGCUGCCAGGAACUGCCUCCUUACCUGUCAAGGGCCUGGGAGAGUGGCCAAAAUUGGAGACUUUGGAAUGGCUCGGGAUAUAUACAGAGCCAGCUACUAUAGGAAGGGUGGGUGUGCAAUGUUGCCUGUCAAAUGGAUGCCUCCUGAGGCUUUCAUGGAAGGGAUAUUUACAUCAAAAACAGACACAUGGUCCUUUGGCAUAUUGCUGUGGGAGAUAUUCUCUUUGGGAUACAUGCCCUACCCUAGCAAAAGUAACCAGGAGGUUCUGGAGUUUGUAACCAAUGGAGGAAGAAUGGAUCCACCUAAAAACUGCCCUGGCCCUGUUUACCGAAUUAUGACCCAGUGCUGGCAGCAUCAGCCUGAAGACAGACCUAAUUUUGCCAUCAUCCUGGAGAGGAUUGAGUACUGCACUCAGGAUCCAGAUGUCAUCAACACUGCAUUGCCAGUAGAAUAUGGCCCAUCAGCUGAGGAGGAGGAGAAGGUAGUGAUGCGCCCUGACAAUCCAGAAAAAAUCCCUCCUCUCUUGGUCUCAACACAUCAAGACAGAAAAGAUGACAAGCAAACUCUGCCAUCUCCACCACCCCUGCCAUCAGCCAUCACUACUGGAAAACCUCUAGGGAAGGUAGGAGUCUUGGAACCGCCAGUCCCAGGGAAGGUAGAGUCAGCCUCAAUAGGGGGACAUGUCAACAUGGCCUAUUCCCAGUCCAAUCCUCCUUCUGAGCUACACAAAAAACGGGGCUCUAGGAACAAGCCCACCAACCUUUGGAAUCCCACCUAUGGCUCCUGGUUUGCGGAGAAGCAGGCAAGCAAAAACAGUUCUCCACCGGAGAAAGAGAUGCCUGGGAAGGAGAAUUUGGGACAGGAAGGAAACUGUACUGUGGGACCCAACAUUAUAACUGGCAGGCUGCCAGGCUCCUCUCUGCUAUUAGAGCCAUCUUCCCUAACAGCAAGUGUUAAAGAAGUGCCUCUCUUUAGGCUCCGCCACUUCCCCUGUGGGAAUGUCAACUACGGAUACCAACAGCAGGGUUUACCCUUGGAAGCCUCCACACCCCCUUGUGCUAGCAGUUACGAGGACCCCGUCCUCAGAAACAAGAGCCACAUAACCCAGCAAGGGCCAUGAGAGCCCUCUGCCCUCUUGACUUUCUCCCCUGUGGCCCCUGGGUCUUGAAGAGAUGUCCUGUUACCCAAUACACCACAAGCAAGGGAUCUGACAGCAUCACCUUCUGUUUUGUGCCAACUAGCUCCAAAAGUUACCCCCCCUGAAGCUGUAAUUUCAGCUAAUCCAAGAGGCUUCAA